Messenger RNA from Alternaria atra, 2238 nucleotides. RefSeq lists its product as uncharacterized. The record is from RefSeq and is a predicted model, not a curated record. The transcript has a single exon. Gene Ontology annotation, molecular function: flavin adenine dinucleotide binding; long-chain-alcohol oxidase activity. Lineage: Eukaryota; Fungi; Ascomycota; Dothideomycetes; Pleosporales; Pleosporaceae. Bases 1 to 2238 code for a protein of 745 amino acids.
AUGUCUUCAACUCUGUCAACAGCGCCCGUUGCGCCGAGAGCUACUCCGCUGCCUCCGCUCCCAUCUGAGGAUCCGCUCACGUCCCAACAAUGGAAGACGCUUCUUGCUAUCACGGAUGCCGUCAUCCCAGCAAUCAAGCCCAUAUCCACGGCGAAGACACAAACUGAAAUCGCUGCAAGCGACACCGAUUACUCGAGCGCUGUUAGCAAGCUGACGGCUUUAACGCCGGAGAAUGACCCUGAUGCGGAGACAGCGGUGAAGGACUAUCUGGAUGACUAUGCGAGUCAGGAUCCAGCGUUUCGAGCCGAGUUACAGCGCGUCUUCGCCAUGUACAUGCCGCAAAAUCAAAGAAGGGAGCUGUGUAUGGUGCUGAAUGUCCUCAAUACCAGGGCGGGCUCGCUAGCCCUGACUGGCUAUCUCACACCGAUUAGCGAACAGCCGGCUCAUAUAAGGGAGUCAAUCAUCCAAGGCUGGGCUACCGCGCGGUUAGGAGCGCUUCGCCAACUGCGCCGCUCGUUGGUCAUCAUCACCAAGCAGGCCUGGAUAAAGACGUCGCCUUCGCUGAGACGCGUCAUAGGCGCCCCACGCGUGCCCGUGGGCAUGAGGCCGGGGAAAGGAUUUGACUAUGAAUUCAUACAGAUACCUCCAGGCGACAAGCCCGAGGUUAUCGAGACGGAUGUAGUGGUCGUGGGUAGCGGCUGUGGAGGCGGUGUGACGGCAAAGAACCUCGCAGAAGCCGGACAUCGUGUGUUGAUCGUAGAGAAGGCAUAUCACUGGACUCCAGAUCACUUCCCCAUGGCCGAAGUGGAUGGGUGGCACCAUCUCUUCAUGAGCGGAUCAUUCUUGACAUCUGAUGAUAGUUCUGUCAGUGUUGUAGCAGGGCAGGCCAUGGGCGGUGGGGGGACCGUCAAUUGGUCUGCUUCUCUCCAAACGCAAGGCUAUGUCCGUCGCGAAUGGGCAGCACGAGGCCUGCCGUUCUUCACAUCAGCAGAGUUCCAAGACUCGUUAGAUCGUGUCUGUGAUCGAAUGGGUGUAUCAGACAAGCACAUCAAGCAGAACCGCAACAACGAGAUACUGCUAGAAGGUGCUAGGAAGCUCGGCUGGAAUGCUAAACCCGUGCCACAAAAUACUGGCGGACAGCAGCAUUACUGCGGUUAUUGCAACUUUGGUUGCGGUUCCUGCGAGAAGCAAGGUCCUGUAGUAUCCUUCCUACCUGACGCAGCACGCGCAGGAGCAAAGUUCAUCGAAGGCUUUCACGCAGAGAAAGUCGUCUUCUCCAACAAGAAUGGCCAACGGAUAGCAACCGGUGUAGUCGGCACAUGGACAUCCCGCGACGCUCAUGGCGGCGUCUCCGGCGCCCCUCUGACAACUCGCCGUGUCCUCAUCAAAGCAAAGCGCGUCAUUGUAUCAGCAGGCACCAUGCAAUCCCCACUCCUCCUCAUGCGCUCCGGACUCAAGAACCCGCAGAUAGGUCGCAACCUGUACCUCCACCCCGUCACCUUCCUCGGCGCCUACCACAAAGAAGAGAUCAAACCCUGGGAAGGCGGUAUCCUUACCUCAGUGGUGGGUGAAUUUGAAAACUUAGACGGCAAGGGACACGGCGUGAAACUCGAGGCUACAAACAUGGUCCCUUCGGCUUGUCUUAUGUGGGUAGACUGGAAAAGCGCUAUGCAAUACAAGAUCGACGCUGCCAAAUUGAAGCAUAUGGUUGGGUACAUUUCCAUCGCGAGAGACCGCGACACAGGGAGAGUGUAUCCAGAUCCUGUCGAUGGACGCGUCCGUUUCUCAUACCAAACUUCCAACUUCGACAAACAACACGUCUUAGAAGGUGUUAUUGCUCUUGCGAAGAUCCAGUACGUUGAAGGCGCCGAGGAAAUCUUCACCGUCAUACCUAAUAUGCGACCUUUUGUUCGCGACCCUUCUAUACCUUCUGGUGACGGUAUCAAUGAUCCGGAAUUCCAGACCUGGAUUCAGGAUAUCAGGAAUAAAGGUCUGCCGUCUCCUGAGAGUGUAUAUGUCUCCGCUCACCAAAUGGGUACUUGCCGGAUGAGUGCGAAAGAGAAAGAUGGUGUUGUUGAUCCGCGCGGCGCUGUUUGGGGCACGGAGGGUCUGUAUGUGGCAGACGCGAGCGUGUUUCCCAGUGCUAGUGGAGUCAAUCCUAUGGUAACCAACAUGGCCAUUAGUGAUUGGAUCAGUCGGGGGAUUAGGGAUGGAAUGGAAGACAGGGCGAGGUUGUAG